Hyaloscypha bicolor E is the source of this 1092-nucleotide messenger RNA. Its product is annotated as glycoside hydrolase family 16 protein. Gene Ontology annotation, biological process: glucan catabolic process. Bases 1 to 1092 code for a protein of 363 amino acids. The record is from RefSeq and is a predicted model, not a curated record. Gene Ontology annotation, molecular function: hydrolase activity, hydrolyzing O-glycosyl compounds. Lineage: Eukaryota; Fungi; Ascomycota; Leotiomycetes; Helotiales; Hyaloscyphaceae. The transcript is spliced from 3 exons.
AUGCGUGGGGGGUGGUCUGGAUACCGGUUCAAUCGAGAGGAUUCUUAUUAUCAUCCGUGGUACAACUUCAAGUACUGGGGAAAGAAAGCUUGGGCGGGGGCUAUUGCGGUAGUGGUUCUGAUAAUUGUCAUCAUUAUCAUUAUUGCCGUGGAAGUCACGAAGAAGAACGCAUAUCCAGACUACACCAAGCUGAAUUACAGUCUUGCUGAGACAUAUUCGGGCUCCUCCUUCUUUGACAACUUCGACUACUUCACCGGCUACGACCCCUCCUCCGGCUUCGUCCACUACGUCCCCGAAGCCCAAGCAACCUCCCUAAACCUCACCUACGCCAGUAGCUCCUCCGCCGUCCUCCGCGUCGACACCUCGGUUGGGCCCGGCGCCAACCCAGACGCCUCAACCGGCCGCUUCUCCGUCCGUGUCUCCUCCAAAAACCAAUACGGCCUUAACACCCUCUUCAUCUUCGACGUGAUCCACAGCCCGAUCGGUUGCGGCACCUGGCCAGCACUCUGGCUCACGGAUCCCGCGAACUGGCCUUACAAUGGCGAAAUUGAUGUCAUGGAAGCGGUUAAUGUGGUUUCUACUACUUACAACCAGAUGACGCUGCACACGUCGUCUGGCUGCAGUAUGGGCGUCAAGCGCAAGGAGUCUGGAAAAGUUUUGGCGACGAGCUGUGUAAACACCACGAACGACAAUGCAGGCUGUGGCGUUGACGCAGGAUCUACCACCUUUGGAGCAGAUUUCAAUAGUGCCGGAGGCGCCGUCCUAGCAAUGGAACUCCGAACAGCAGGCAUCAGACUCUGGCAAUUCGGACGCAACUCGAUUCCGUCUGAUAUCACGAGCGGCGCUCCAGAUCCAAGCACCUGGGGCGAGGCGACGGCGGACUUCCCCAGCACGGAUUGCAAUAUUGGGAAUCAUUUCAAGAAUCAGAGUAUUAUUGCUAACAUCGAUCUGUGUGGGACCUGGGCGGGGGCGACGAACGUGUUUGGGGAGACUUGUUCUGGUUCUUGCACGGAUUACGUGGCGAAGAACAAUGGUUCGUUCGCGGAUGCAUAUUGGGAGUUUGGAGCUUUCAAGGUCUACUCCGCCUCGUGA